Molecule: messenger RNA, 3628 nt
Organism: Colletotrichum destructivum
Lineage: Eukaryota; Fungi; Ascomycota; Sordariomycetes; Glomerellales; Glomerellaceae
Product: Putative MINDY deubiquitinase
Exons: 2
Coding region: 566-3379 (937 amino acids)
Biological process (GO): protein K48-linked deubiquitination
Cellular component (GO): cell periphery; cytosol
Molecular function (GO): K48-linked deubiquitinase activity; cysteine-type carboxypeptidase activity; cysteine-type deubiquitinase activity
Source: RefSeq, a predicted model, not a curated record
CUCUGCCUUUCUCUCACUCUCACCCUCACUUUCACCCUUUCUCACUCUCACUCGUUCUCUGUCUCCCUCCCUCUAUCCCUCCCUCUCUCUCACACACACACCUUCUUCCCCAACCCCAAAAAAACCGUGCCAAUCUUCCUGCAACCCCCGAAACAUCCUGCUUCGUCGUUUUGGCCGCCCGCCAUUUUCAGCUCCCGGAAGAGGCCGGGGGGAAUAGAGUUACCCCAGAACAUAGAGGCGGGAUACCAGGAUUCCAAGAGCAGCCCACCUGGAUGACGACACCUCCCCGGAGCUUCAAUCUCACCCAGGUCUCUCGUCGCCCAGUCCGCUUGCCGAGCAUUCCCCAACCCCGCCUGCAGCGUUCCACCAGCUGCCAUUCCGACUUUAUCUCCAUUAUCCGACGACACGCUACGGUACGAUACUAUUUGAUACGAUACCACUAAUUUACGUCUCGUCUUCCUUUCUUCUUGCCUCCGACGAGUGAAGACCGUCCCGACGAAAAAUACCUCUUAAUAACUCUCUUCUCGCGCUCUCUCUUGUCCGAGACUUCGGGACCCUCGUCGACAUGGUUACCCGUAAGCCCGUCUCCGACGACAGUUCCAUCGACGCCAACGCCGGCACCCCGCGCGUACAAGACAUGCGAAAGGAGCUCUGGGGGGGUGCCACCGACUCCCCUUCAACCGACGCAGGCAGCGUCUGGGACGACGCCCCCCAGCAGAAGGGCGCCGCUGCCCUGAACCAGCAAACGAUACCAGAAGACAUCACCGAGUCGCCCAGGCCCGCAGGCAUUGCGGUACAGGGCCCUUAUAUGACCAAUGGUGCUUGGGGCGACGACAACAUCGACGUCCAAGGUCAAGACCAUCGACCUCCAACCGUCGGCCAACCGACGACCGACGCCAACAGUGUUCCGCUGGUGCUGCGGCCGGGGCCACCGCCUGCACGAUCCGAUACAAAUCCAUUCAAGAGGAAGGACUUUCGGGCUGACACCGACCAGACAUCGCCGCCGCUGGCCAAUAGUCCCCCGACGGUGCCACCGUUGCAGCCUCUGUCGCAAAUGAGCACUGGUGAGAUGAGUAACAAUCCGUGGCAACCCGCUCUCGAUCAUCAUGCUCAAAGAACUGCCACCGCUGCCACCGCCGCUACGGCAAGCGCUCAACAGUCUCUCCGCACCCAGCACAGCGGGGAAUCGGAGCGCGAUGCAUGGGCUGCCUCCCAAGACCCGAAGUUGCCUGCGAUAUCAACAUCCCCGGCCCUACUGUCUCUGCCCUCUGAACCCGCAUCUCCCGCGUGGGACGAGCUGCCGGAGAAUCAGACGAAGAAGCCGGCGGAAGAGCAGAAGCCAGUCAGUAACGAUGUUGCCGGAGACCAGCACGCGUGGGAUGACCUGGGCUCGCAAAACAAGGGCAAGGCGAAGGCUGCUGCUCCCGUAAUACCUCAUCCUUCCACUGUCGAGGACGCUCCCAUGGAUGAUUGGAAUCUUAUUGAUGUUGAACCACCUGCUGGUCCGCCGCCGGGCAGGUCGCACGUGACGGACCAAAACCCCGAAACGUCUGAGCGACAGUCCGCAGAUGAAAAGUUACCUCCAGCUCUGCCACCACGACACGACGAAGAGGUUCCGCCCCGGCAGCCGCCACGUCCCGUAGACGGCAAGUCGGAAACCUACCAGAUCAAGAACGUUGCCUGGUACGACCACAGCGCCGAGAAGAACCCGCGCAUCUCGCCCAUCCUCGUCCAAAACGCCAACGGGCCGUGUCCACUGCUGGCACUGGUCAACGCGCUCACGCUGACGACACCGCCAUCUCUGUCAGACACAGCACUCGUGCAGGUGCUCCGUUCUCGGGAGCAAAUCAGCCUCGGGUACCUUCUAGACGCCGUCGUCGACGAGCUCAUGAGGAGAACGCAAGAGUCACUGCCCGACGUAUCUUUGCUUUACGGUUUCCUCAAGGGCCUCCACACGGGCAUGAACGUGAACCCGCGCUUCGUGCCGACGCCCGAUAUUGUAAAGGCCUUUAAGCGCACCUCGCUGACCCAUCUGCACCCGACGGAGCGCGACGACCUGAUCCCGGGAACUUUUGAAGACACCAAGGAGAUGGCCCUGUACGCUGCUUUCGCCAUCCCGCUGAUCCACGGAUGGCUGCCAACCAAAUCGGACCCGGCGUAUGCCGCCUUCGAGCGCCAGGCCGCCUCGUUUGAAGACGUGCAGACACUGCUGUUUCGGGACGAGGAGCUCCAGGAGAAGCUGGGCACGUUGACGGAGGAAGAGGAGGAGGUUUUUUCGGACAUACAGGCGAUAAGAGCGUUCCUGGAAACAUCAGCAACGCAGCUGACGCCGUCGGGUCUGGACGUCAUUACAAGAGCCAUGAGGCCUGGGUCCUUCGCCAUCCUCUUCCGUAACGACCACUUCUCCACGCUCUAUCGGCACCCUUCGACGCAGCAGCUGCUUGUGCUCGUUACCGAUGCGGGCUACGCCGCGCACGACGAAGUGGUCUGGGAGUCGCUGGCUGACGUGAACGGCGAGCGAACCGAAUACUACUCUGGUGAUUUCCGCCUCGUGGGCGGCGAGGGCGAGCAGUCGCAAGGCAGCUCCCGCGGGGGCCAGGCGAGCGUCGGCGACAACGGUUCGGGAGGAGGCAAACCUAGAGUCGACACGGGAGACGAGGGCGAAGGAGGCUGGUCGACCGUGCAGGGUCGCGGGCGGCAAAAGAAGCUGGAGCCGCCGUCGCAGUCAGACGAAGCACCUCUAUCGCCCAACCACGAGCAGGAAGACAGAGAUCUCGCACUGGCUCUCCAGCUACAGGAAGAGGAAGAGCAGCGGCACAGAGCCGAGCAGUCAGCUCGUCGGCGGGAAAGUAUCUUGAGCGAACAGUACAUUGAGCAGCAAGCACGUCUGCAGCAAGGCCCGACGACGAGGCGUGUGGCCAAUAGGCAGGCCGUACGAGCGGGCGCCCCGCGCAGCAACAGCAUCGGCAACAUUAACUCGACAGUCUUGCAGGGCAGCCGGCGAAACUCGAACAGCAACGCGGCUGUGCCGCCAACAUCGGGGCGUCAGCCAGGUCAACCGCCGCAGAUGGUGCGGCCACUUGUGCCACCUGUGGUCCCCGUCCGCCGGUCAGGAGUAAAUCGGCCGGCGGAUGAAGGGUUGGACGAUGCGCCCCCGACGUACGAACAAGCGCAGGCGGCAGCCAAGUACGAGCCGCCACCCGGGCAUCCACAUCACGCAAGCAGCCCGACGGUUGGGCGGCAAGGCAACAACGGCGGGGCCGGGCCGUCUUUUCCGCCUCGGCCGAUGGUGGGCGGCGGGCGAGGCCGGGUAAUGGGACCGGGCGGAGUGGUUGGCAGCUCUCAAGCGGCUAGAGACCGGGACUGCAUCGUCAUGUGAAGAUGGGAAAUGGGACAAUGGAAGCGUUGUGGCGUCCUUCAUGAAGAGGCGUCGGUGGGUUUAACUUUCUAUCUGCAUUCAUUUUGCUCGCCGGCAUGAGUUCAUCGCAACCCCUUUGUUUUUGCGAGAGAGCGAAGCAGAGUCGCGAGUCUUGUUUUUAUUGUACAAAACAUCUUUUUCUUUUCUUAGCGGGAUGGCGUUGGAAAACAUGAAUUGGGAUCAGACAGGGGCGAAUUGAAGAGUAAGACU